Messenger RNA from Myodes glareolus (Bank vole), 10702 nucleotides. NCBI's taxonomy places the organism in Eukaryota, Metazoa, Chordata, Mammalia, Rodentia, Cricetidae. The record is from RefSeq and is a predicted model, not a curated record.
CCCCAGUAUCCGGGGCCUAGUUCCGGUCUUUGGCUGGGCGGGGAGUGGUGUCGCCUAGCAGCGGCCGCCGCUUGGGCUCGUUCGGGAAGAAGUGUUUGGCGGGAGCGGGAGUGCGCGAGGACACCUCUUUGGAAGAGGCGCCCGGGCGGCGUCCGAACCCGCGGUGGCGGUCUGUGUAGAUGAGCGACUGCCGCAGGUUGCAAGGCUGGGUGUAGGAGCUGAAAGGCGGCGAAAGAAUUCAAGAUGCCACCCAACAUAAACUGGAAAGAGUUAAUCAAGGUUGACCCAGAUGACCUACCACGCCAAGAAGAGCUGGCAGAUAAUUUAUUGAUUUCCUUAUCCAAGGUGGAAGUAAACGAACUAAAAGAUGAAGAACAAGAAAAUGUGAUACAUCUAUUUAGAAUUACUCAGUCAUUAAUGAAGAUGAAAGCUCAAGAAGUCGAGCUAGCUUUGGAAGAAGUCGAAAAGGCUGGAGAAGAACAAGCAAAAUUUGAAAAUCAAUUAAAGACAAAAGUAAUGAAACUGGAAAAUGAACUGGAGAUGGCCCAGCAUUCUGCAGGUGGACGUGAUACUCGGUUUUUACGUGAUGAGAUUCGCCAACUUGAAAAGCAAUUGGAACAGAAAGAUAGAGAAUUAGAGGAUAUGGAAAAAGAGCUGGAUAAAGAGAAAAAAGUUAAUGAACAAUUGGCUCUUCGAAACGAGGAGGCAGAAAAUGAAAACAGCAAAUUAAGAAGAGAGAAUGAACAGCUUCGUCAGGACAUUAUUGACUACCAGAAACAAAUAGAUUCACAGAAAGAGUCACUUCUGUCAAGGAGAGGAGAAGACAGCGACUACCGGUCACAGCUGUCUAAAAAGAACUAUGAACUUGUUCAAUAUUUGGAUGAAAUUCAGACAUUAACGGAAGCUAAUGAGAAAAUUGAAGUUCAGAACCAAGAAAUGAGAAAAAAUCUAGAAGAGUCUGUCCAGGAAAUGGAGAAGAUGACUGAUGAGUAUAACAGAAUGAAGGCUCUUGUGCACCAGACAGACACUGCCAUGGACCAGAUAAAGAAGGAGAAUGCACACUUCCGACUUCAAGUGCGAGAGCUCACAGAUCUUCUGAAAGCAAAAGAUGAAGAAGAUGAUCCAGUCAUGAUGGCUGUCAAUGCAAAAGUGGAAGAAUGGAAGUUAAUUUUGUCUUCUAAAGAUGAUGAAAUCAUUGAAUAUCAGCAAAUGUUACAUAAUCUGAGAGAGAAACUUAAAAAUGCCCAACUUGAUGCUGAUAAAAGUAACAUUAUGGCUCUGAAACAGGGUAUCCAGGAACGAGACAAUCAAAUUAAGUUGCUUACUGAACAGGUAGAACAGUACACGAAAGAAAUGGAAAAAAAUACUUUUAUUAUUGAAGAUUUGAAAAAUGAGAUCAAGAAAGACAAAGGUACUUCAAACUUUAAUCAACAGACUCAUUAUAUGAAAAUUCACUCAAAAGUACAAAGUCUAGAAGAGAAAGCUAAAGAAGCUGAGAGAAUAGCUGAACUGGCUGAGGCUGAUGCCAGGGAGAAGGAUAAAGACUUGGCUGAAGCUUUGAAGAAAUUAAAAGAUUAUGAAUCUGGUGUAUAUGGCUUAGAGGAUGCUGUUAUUGAAAUAAAGAAUUGUAAAGCCCAAAUUAAAAUAAGAGAUGGAGAGAUUGAAGUAUUGACCAAGGAAAUCAAUAAACUUGAAAUGAAGAUCAAUGAUGUCCUUGAUGAAAACGAAGCCCUUAGGGAACAGGCUGGCCUUGAACCAAACACAAUGAUUGAUUUGACUGAAUUUAGAAACAGUAAACGCUUAAAACAGCAGCAGUACAGAGCUGAAAACCAGAUACUUUUGAAAGAGAUUGAAAGUCUCGAGGAAGAACGACUUGAUUUGAAAAGGAAAAUUCGCCAGAUGGCUCAAGAAAGAGGAAAAAGAAAUGCAGCUUCAGGAUUAACCAUGGAAGAUUCAAACCUAACUGAAAAGUUUUCUCAGGAAGAUAAAAUAGGAGAAAGACAACUAAAUUUUAUGAGUCUCAAAAGCAUGAAUGAAGCACAAUCAAAGAUUAAGAGUUCAGCUACAGUAGAGCUGCUGCCUAGGAGACCAUCUUUCAGUAUUCUGCGAUCAGAUCAGAAUGAGACAGAGGAGAAUAUGAUCGUACAGUCAUUAUCGAGAAUGCUGCCUGGAAUUCAUCGUAGCGUAGAAAGUGGAGUGCAUCCUAUGGUCUCUUUAACUAGAGGUUCCUCAUUUUUGCAAAUGAAAGAUGAUACUACAGCUCCAGAAGCUAUUACAAUAAGGGAGAUUUUUAAAGCACCAUGUCUGCAGUCUUUGAGAAAUCUAGAAUCGUUAGUCAGCGCGCUUAGUAAAGAGAGCAGUAAAGAGAUAAGUGAUUACCUAUGCUCUCUUUCCGAGGAGUGUAUGAAGAAAGGGUCAGGAAGCCAGCAAGCUCUAGAGGAAACCAUAUUCUUAGAGAAAAGCAGUUCGUCAUUUCAAGCAUCACCAAGAGCUUCAGAAUUAAUGCAGAAAUUAUCACAUGGGCAAAAGUCCGUAGUAUUUUGUCAACAAUCGUAUGACCAUGGUAUGGAAAAAGUAACAUCAGAAGAUGAACAGGUCCUUUAUGAAGUAAAGUGUGCUGAGCUCAGUUUAAAAGACGGUAAAAGACAGAGUGAAUCACCCUCACAGACUGGGAAGUUGAGAAGUGCAGAUCCUGUGCCUGUUACCGCACAGCCCCGAUCACCUCAGCCAGAUCCCCUUGAAAAUCUUAUAGAACAGCUCCAGAAGGAGCUGGUAUUCCUUAGAGUGCAGAAUGCAACUAUAGCACAGGAUUUAUCAAUCCAAGAAGAGCAGAGUAGAAAUGCAGAAAUAGAACUUGACCAUCAGAGAAGCCAGGCAGAACAGAAUGAAUUUCUUUCAAGAGAACUAAUUGAAAAGGAAAGAGACUUAGAAAGAAGUAGGACAGUAAUUGCCAAAUUUCAGAAUAAAUUAAAAGAAUUAGUUGAAGAAAAUAAGCAACUUGAAGAAGGCAUGAAGGAAAUUUUGCAGGCUGUUAAGGACAUGCAGAAGGACCCUGAUGUGAAGGGAGGUGAAACAUCUCUAAUCAUCCCCAGUCUGGAAAGACUGGUUAAUGCUAUAGAAUCAAAGAAUGCAGAAGGAAUCUUUGAUGCCAGUUUGCAUUUGAAAGCCCAAGUUGAUCAACUUACAGGAAGGAAUGAAGAAUUAAGGCAAGAACUCAGGGAAUCUCGGAAAGAGGCUAUAAAUUAUUCUCAGCAACUGGUAAAAGCAAACUUAAAGAUUGAUCAUCUUGAGAAAGAGACUGAUCUUCUCCGCCAGUCUGCAGGAGCCAAUGUAGUUUACAGAGGUGUAGACCUGCCUGAUGGGAUAGCGCCAUCGAGUGCCCAUAUCAUCAAUUCCCAGAAUGAAUACUUAAUACAUCUUUUGCAGGAUCUAGACAAUAAAGAAAAGAAGUUAAAACAUUUAGAAGAUUCUCUUGAAGAUUAUAACAGAAAAUUUGCAGUAAUUCGUCAUCAACAAAGUUUAUUAUAUAAAGAAUAUCUAAGUGAAAAGGAGACUUGGAAAACAGAGUCUGAGACAAGCAAAGAGGAGAAGAGAAAACUUGAGGACCAAGUCCAGCAGGAUGCUGUGAGAGUGAAGGAGUACAAUAAUCUGCUCAGUGCCCUUCAGAUGGAUUCAAAUGAGAUGAAGAAAAUGCUUUCGGAAAACAGUAGGAAAAUCACCGUUUUGCAAGUGAAUGAGAAGUCCCUCAUAAGGCAGUAUACAACCCUGGUGGAAAUGGAGCGGCAGCUUAGGAAAGAAAACGGGAAGCACAAGAAUGACUUAGUAUCAAUGGAAGCUGAAGUUACUGAAAAAAUUGGAAGUUUGCAAAGAUUUAAGGAAAUGGCUACCUUCAAAAUUGCAGCUCUCCAGAAAGUUGUAGAUAAUAGUGUCUCUUUGUCUGAACUUGAACUUGCCAAUAAGCAAUACAAUGAACUAACUACUAAGUACAGGGACAUACUGCAGAAAGAUAACAUGCUUGUUCAGAGAACAAGUAACUUAGAACACCUGGAGUGUGAAAACGCAUCUUUAAAAGAACAAAUGGAUACAAUAAGUAAAGAGCUAGAGAUUACAAAGGAGAAGCUGCACACCAUUGAACAAGCCUGGGAACAAGAAAUUAAAUUAGGAAAUGAAUCAAACAUGGAUAAGGCAAGAAAAUCAAUGACGAAUAGUGACAUUGUUUCUAUUUCAAAAAAAAUCACUGUGUUGGAGAUGAAGGAAUUAAAUGAAAGGCAGAGAGCUGAACACUGUCAGAAAAUGUAUGAACACCUGAGGACCUCAGUAAAGCACAUGGAAGAACGGAAUUUUGAAUUGGAAACCAAAUUCACUGAGCUUACCAAAAUCAACCUGGAUGCCCAGAAGGUGGAGCAGAUGCUGAGAGACGAACUAGCUGAUAGUGUGAGCAAGGCCGUGAGCGAUGCUGAUAGACAGCGCAUUCUCGAGUUAGAGAAGAAGGAGGUGGAGCUCAAAGUUGAAGUGUCUAAACUGAGAGAGAUUUCUGAUAUUGCCAAAAGACAAGUUGAGUUUUUGAAUACGCAGCAACAGUCCAGGGAAAAGGAAGUGGAAUCCCUCAGAAUGCAGCUUCUGGACUACCAGGCACAAUCUGAUGAAAAGGCGCUAAUUGCCAAACUGCACCAACAUGUUGUCGCUCUUCAGAUUAGUGAGGCCACUGCCCUUGGUAAGUUGGAGUCGGUUACAUCUAAACUCCAGAAGAUGGAGGCCUACAAUUUGCGCCUAGAGCAGAAACUGGAUGAGAAAGAGCAGACCCUCUACUACGCUCGCCUGGAAGGCAGAAACAGAGCAAAACACCUGCGCCAAACUAUUCAGUCUCUGCGAAGACAGUUCAGUGGUGCCUUACCCCUGGCCCAGCAGGAAAAGUUCUCCAAAACGAUGAUUCAGCUGCAAAAUGACAAACUGAAGAUAAUGCAAGAAAUGAAAAGUUCUCAACAAGAACACAGAAAUAUGGAAAACAAAACACUGGAGAUGGAAUUAAAAUUAAAAGGCUUGGAAGAAUUGAUAAGCACUUUAAAGGAUGCCAGGGGAGCCCAAAAGGUAAUCAGUUGGCAUGUCAAGAUAGAAGAGCUUCGCCUUCAAGAACUUAAACUAAACAGAGAACUAGUCAAGGGCAAAGAAGAAAUCAAAUACUUGAAUAAUAUCAUCUCUGAAUAUGAGCAGACCAUCAGCAGUCUCGAGGAAGACAUUGUUCAGCAGAGCAAGUUUCACGAAGAAAGACAAAUGGCUUGGGAUCAAAGAGAAGUUGAGCUGGAACGCCAGCUAGACAUUUUUGACCGUCAGCAAAAUGAAAUACUCAGUGCAGCACAAAAGUUUGAAGAGGCUACAGGAUCAAUGCCAGACCCCAGCUUGCCCCUUCCAAACCAACUUGAAAUAGCUCUAAGAAAAAUUAAGGAGAAUAUUCGAACAAUUUUUAAAACACAAGCAACUUGCAAGUCACUAGAAGAGAAGCUGCAAGAAAAAGAAUCUGCUUUACGGUUGGCAGAGCAAAAUAUUCUGUCAAGAGACAAAGUAAUCAAUGAACUGAGGCUCCGAUUGCCUGCCACAGCUGAUCGAGAGAAACUUAUAGCUCAGCUUGACAGAAAAGAGCUGGAACCAAAGUCUCAGCACACAAUGAAAAUCGCCCAACAAACCAUUGCUAACAUGCAGGCAAGGUUGAAUCAGAAGGAAGAAGUCCUGAAGAAAUACCAGCAUCUUCUGGAAAAAGCCAGAGAGGAGCAAAGAGAAAUUGUUAAGAAGCACGAGGAAGACCUUCAUGUCCUUCAUCAUAAAUUAGAACUACAGGCUGAGAAUUCACUCAAUAAAUUCAAGCAGACAGCCCAGGAUUUACUAAACCAGUCUCCUGGUUCAGUACCUACCAACAAGCAUUUCAUCCGUCUGGCCGAGAUGGAGCAGACAGUAGCAGAACAAGAUGACUCUCUGGCCUCACUUCUUACCAAACUAAAGAAAGUAUCAAAAGAUUUGGAAAGACAGAAAGAAAUUACUGAGUUAAAAGUCAGAGAAUUUGAAAACAUCAAAUUACGGCUCCAGGAGAACCAUGCAGGGGAGGUGAAGAAGGCGCAGGCAGAAGCGGAGGACUUAAGGCGUGCUCUUGUCCAGGCACAGAAGGAGGCUCACAGUUUGAAGUCUGAACUCCAGGCUCAGAAAGAAGCAAACUCAAGAGCUCCCACAACCACAAUGAGGAAUCUAGUGGACAGGCUAAAGAGCCAACUGGCCUUGAAGGAGAAGCAACAAAAGGCACUUAGUCGAGCCCUGUUGGAACUCCGGGCCGAAAUGACAGCUGCAGCUGAAGAACGUGUUAUUGCUGUAACUUCUCAGAAAGAGGCAAAUCUCAAUGUUCAGCAGGUUGUUGAUCGACACACUAGAGAGCUAAAGUCACAAAUUGAAGAUUUAAAUGAAAAUCUUGUAAAAUUAAAAGAAGCUCUUAAAACAAGUAAAAACAAAGAAAAUUCUCUAGCUGACGACUUAAAUGAUUUAAAUAAUGAACUGCAAAAGAAGCAAAAAGCUUAUAAUAAAAUCCUUAGAGAGAAAGAUGGAAUUGAUCAAGAAAAUGACGAAUUGAGAAGACAGAUUAAAAGACUGUCCAGUGGGCUACAGAGCAAACCUCUGCUAGAUAAUAAGCAAAGUUUAAUUGAUGAACUUCAAAAAAAAGUUAAAAAACUUGAAAGCCAACUGGAGAGAAAGAUGGAUGACGUCGACAUAAAACCAGUGAAGGAAAAGAGUGCUAGAGAAGAAUUAAUUAGGUGGGAAGAAGGUAAAAAAUGGCAAACCAAAGUAGAGGGGAUGCGCAGCAAAUUAAAAGAGAAAGAAGGGGAAGUCCACAGUCUAACGAAGCAGCUGACUACUUUGAAGGAGCUUUUUGCCAAAGCUGAUAAAGAGAAACUUACAUUGCAGAAGAAACUGAAAACAACAGGCAUGACUGUUGAUCAGGUUUUAGGAGUGCGAGCCUUGGAGUCGGAGAAAGAGCUGGAAGAGUUAAAAAAGAGAAAUGUGGACUUAGAGAAUGACCUGCUACACAUGAGGACCCACCAAGCUCUUCCACGAGAUUCUGUUGUGGAAGACUUACAUUUACAAAAUAAAUACCUUCAAGAAAAACUUCGUACUUUAGAAAAACAGCUUUCCAAGGAUGCAUACCCUCAGUCUUUGACUUCAGAAGUAGAGUCAGAUGACCGUUCUCAGAAAGAACAAGAGCUGCUGAAAGAAAACUUGAAGUUGUCAUCUGAAAAUAUUGAGCUGAAAUUUCAACUUGAACAAGCAAAUAAAGAUUUGCCAAGACUAAAGAAUCAAGUAAGAGAUUUGAAGGAAAUGUGUGAAUUUCUUAAGAAAGGAAAAAUGGAAGUGGAGCGGAAACUUGGUCAGGUCAGAGGGUCUGGAAGAAGUGGAAAGACAAUUCCAGAGCUAGAAAAAACUAUUGGGUUAAUGAAGAAAGUAGUUGAAAAAGUCCAAAGAGAAAACGAACAAUUGAAAAAAGCAUCAGGAAUAAUGACUAGUGAAAAAAUGACUAAUCUUGAAGAAGAAAAUGAAAAAUUAAAGACUGAGUUAGAAAAGCUUAAAGCUCACUUUGGACACCAGUUGAGUUUACAAUAUGAAUCCAAGAACAAAGGCACCGAGAAAAUUGUUGCCGAAAAUGAACGGCUUCGGAAAGAACUUAAGAAAGAAAUGGAAGCUUCCGAGAAACUGCGGAUAGCUAAGCACAGCCUAGAGCUGGUCAAUGACAAGAUGGCAGUUCAGCUCGAAGAGACGGCCAAGAGAUUACAGUUUGCAGAAAAGAGAGGGCCGCAGCUGGAAGGCGCCGACAGCAAGAGCUGGAAAUCCAUUGUGGUUACGAGAAUGUAUGAGACCAAGAUGAAAGAGUUCGAAAGUGAUAUUGCCAAAAAGAAUCAAAGUAUAAUUGACCUUAAACAGCUUGUACGAGAAGCAACAGAGAGAGAACAGAAAGCUAAGAAAUACACGGAAGAUCUUGAACAACAGAUUGAGAUGCUCAAAAAUGUUCCCGAAGGUGUGGAGACAGAUGAAGGGCUUAUGCAGGAACUCCAGCGCCUUAGAUUAACCAGUAGUCAGCUGGAAAAAGAAAAGGCAGAAUUAAUCAAUCAGAUAGAAGCUAACAAGGACCGAACUGGAGCUGGAAGCAGCACACCUGAUUCUGAUCAACUAAAGGAAAAGAUAAGCGACCUGGAGACACAGCUCGGAAAGUCAGACCUAGACAAGCAACAUCUGAUGGAGGAAAUUAUAAAGCUGAAAAAAGAACUGGAAAAUUUUGAUCCUUCGUUCUUUGAAGAAAUUGAAGACCUGAAGUACAACUAUAAGGAAGAAGUGAAGAAGAAUAUUUUAUUAGAAGAGAAGUUAAAAAAGCUUUCUGAGCAGUUUGGAUUUGAAUUACCUAGCCCUGUUGCUGCUUCUGAACAGACGGAAGAUAGAGAAAGUCCUAAUAAUUUCCCUGUUUAUUAAAGACCACAUUUAACUGUAGAUUUGAAAUUAUUUUGUAAGUUAAAAAAUUUCAGCUGGAAACCAAGCAGUCUCUGAACUACAAAACUCACCUCUCAAAAUACUGUAUUUUUGCUUAAAGUCAUGUUUAGUUUUAACUUGGUAGAAAAGUAUAUUUUUGAAGAUAUGAAUUAUUUAUUGCUAUCCAAUGUACAGUGAGCUAUGAUUUUCCUAUUUUUAUAAUGUCUUAAAUUUUCUAAAAGCAUAAAGAUGAGCUUCUAACAAUUUUACCAUUAAAACUGAGGUCUCAGAUGUAAUUAGUUUAUAGUUUGUCUUAAGAUAUUCAAAUCCUUUGAUUUUUGAUAAACACAGAUACAUAAAUGUUUAUAAGUUAUAACAUUUUGCCAAAUAGCUAGCAAAAUUAAAUAGAACCUUGAGUUAUUUUAUCUUAUGUAAACAUAUCAGACUCUUCAAUAUUAGAAAACUGCAAUAAUCCCAACUAUAUUUACAUUUUAUACAUCAAAUAUUAUAUCUUUGAGCCUAUCAAAUUUCUGUUUAUCUAUUUUUGAAAACUGACUAAACAAACACUCUUUAUCAAAAGCAUAGCCAUAUUUGUUUAGGUUCAUGUUAAUAGUAACUGGUUUGGAGUUCAUGUAAGUAUCUGGAAGAGGCCAGCAUAAACCAAGAUGAUGGCGGUGGACCUGUAAGGAGGAAAAAGUGGCAUUAGCUUUAGUCUGUAAAUAGAAUCUUAAUAUACCUGUAAAUACUUACUUUGGGUGCCUGCUACAGGUACAAUGUAAGGUCUACCGUAUAUUACUCCUAUUUUAACUGUCAUAGCUGUUCUUUUGACAUAGUGCUGUCUGUCUUCCCCUUUAGAAUAUGAAUUUUCCUGGAGGCAGAACAUUGUUUUGUUAACUCUGCCAGUACCUGAAAAUGCCAGGAACAUAAUCAAGGGCUCCUUCAAAAUUUAAUGGAUAUAAUAAUUCUGUUGGUGAAUACAGAAAAAAGAAAAGAAAAAUGUGAGCCAGAAUCUAGCGCUCCCAAAAGGAGUAAGUGGUAGCUGGUUAGGACAUUAUUGUGUAGCUGUUUCCGCCACAUUAAAAUGUCCCCUCUGGAGGGAGGCUCUUUAAGACGCUCCGUAAGUUUGCAGUAGCACUACCACAGGACAGCCAGCUACCCAGGAUGUGCGGGGAGUUCCCAGGAUGCUGCUUUUGUGAGUCAUCACUCUGGCUGGGGAGGGCUUGAGUGAUUGAUAGUGAUUGAUCCUUAUCGAUCCUCCUGCUUCUGGGUCCUCCGUGCUCCUUGUAAGCAGCUCCUUCCCAGAUUCCUGUAAUCCCAACAAAGCCGGGGGCUCACUAAGGUCCACUAAGGAAUCCUUUCUUUGGUCUGUCUUCAGCACGUUAUCUGUGGCAAGUGACUGAGUGUUCCUAUCUCCCCGGGACUACAGCACAGUCACACGACAGACAGACAAUUAUGUUUUCAUAGAUGGUAAUGAAAAGCAGUUAGGGGAGUUAAGAAGGGGCCAUACCAUGGGAAGGCUCAACAUACCUAGCAGCAUUAUGUAGAAGAAAUAAUGUUCAUUUGUGAAGAAUGAGCACAAUGGGGUAGACGUGAACGAUGAAUGCUUUAGGGAGGGCAAUGUAGUAGUAACUAAAGCAGGACUCCUGGCCUAAAUUACAAUGAGCACCUAGCUGAGUGUAAAGAGAUUCAGUAGAUUAGACUUCUCAAGAACUGAACAACUGGACGCAUGAAGUAAUGGGGGAGGAAGGCUUAAAAAUAAUGAAUUCAGGUUUCUAAUUUCAGUGAAUAUGUGGAGCCAGGAGUCCUAAGAAGAGAUUCAGCUUUGAAUGUUAUGAAUUUCAUGUACCAGGGAGAAACAGACACGUCCAGGGAAAAGGGCACAAAGCACAAGACAGUUCCUGCUGUGUAAGCUACUACUUUGCACGUUUUUACUGAACUCCCUACUAAGUUAGUACAGGAAAUGCUGAGUGAAAGUAGGCUCCGAACAUCUCAGAGAACACAGUGGGCCCCAGGAAGCCCCAGGAGGGGAACGCAUUAUCACUCUAACUCCAAAGCACAUCCCGGAUAGCCAGUGCCCGGCCAAACACCACCACUGUAUACAGUGCUGUCUGCCCUUCCCAUCAACUCAGUUCUGUUUUAGCCCAUAAGAACUAUAGGGAAUUAUACUAACUGCAUGCCAGAAUGAAUAAAGUCUGUCCAGAGAGUCUGA